UCGAAAAUGCGCAAGACCUUUUCUUUCUUCUUCUUUGCCCCUUUAGGGUUUUAUAACUGUUUAAGACUCCUUAUUUUCGAUCAUUAUUCUAUUGUCUCGAAGAAUUCAAGAUCGAAAUCAGAUCGGUUUAAUUCGAGAGUAGUGCUUAUUGAAGAAGAAGAUCCAUUUGAGAAGAAGAAGAAGAAGAAGAAGAAGAAGAGCCGAAUAAAUUGGUUGGUGUUGAUGAUGAAAGCCAUACAAUGAUUAAUAAUUCAAGCGAAAAGGAGCUUUUCUCAAAGCAGGAAGGUGUUCAUAAGGAUAACAAAGCUGCAAUUGUUACUAAUUCAAGAUCAUGGUCAGGAUUGAAAGAUCCAAGAAUUGUUCGUGUUUCACGUUUGUUUGGAGGAAAAGAUCGGCAUAGCAAAGUAAGUACUGUGAGAGGAUUAAGAGAUCGAAGAGUUCGGCUUUCAGUGCCAACAGCAAUUCAGUUAUAUGAUCUUCAAGACAGGCUUGGUCUCAAUCAACCGAGCAAAGUCGUCGAUUGGUUACUAAAAGCAGCUCAACAUGAGAUCGAUAAGCUUCCUCCACUUCAAAUUCCACCGGGAAGUUUCCUUCAUUUUUCCCUACCAUCACCAUCACCAUCACCGUCGGUUCCUCCUCCCGAAGCUUCUCAAGCUCAAGCUCAAUCUCUUCUCCCCAUAUUUGAUGAUUCUGACAAAACUUGUGCAAGCGGAGCUCAAUCCACCGCUCUUUCAUCUAGUAAGUCGAGUGAUGAAUUUGAAGAUCUCACGUUGUUGCAAAGGCCUACUCUAUGGAAGAUGGGAACCAAAGAAGCAGAAAAAUCAAGCAUCAUCCAAGGUAAUGAAGUAGAACAUCAUCACGGCCGUGUUUUUAGACCUAUUCAUCCUUCUUUUUCGAGCUUAUUACACAAUCCAUUGCCAUACAACACUUCUUUUUAUCACUACUGAUCAAUCGGUUUCAUUAGCAAGCCAUUCUUCGAAUAAUCAAGAUGAAGUUUCUCCUGGUCAUAAUUGUCAUCCUCCAUCAAUCAUUUCAUCGCCUUACAUGAUGCCUUCGUUGCUCACAUCGUAUGCUAUCUCUCAAAAUGAGUUUUGUAACAAAGAAUCUUCUCAUUUUCAAAUGCCAAUUAGCUCUACUUCCACUUCAGAAGGUCUUCCAUUGAAUCAUCCUCUAAGAACUUCUCCUCAUUCUCCCAGCUAUCCUAUGACAUACUUCCACUCAAAUUUAGCACCUAAACAUUGAUCAUGCCCAAAAAAGUGCUGCUUGUUAUUUAUAAUCUAAAGAUUCAGUAAAAAGUUUUCAGGUAUUCUUAUGCUCUUUAUAAACA
Dioscorea cayenensis subsp. rotundata (Guinea yam) is the source of this 1327-nucleotide messenger RNA. RefSeq names its product transcription factor PCF6-like. The record is from RefSeq and is a predicted model, not a curated record. Gene Ontology annotation, cellular component: nucleus. Bases 240 to 947 code for a protein of 235 amino acids. NCBI's taxonomy places the organism in Eukaryota, Viridiplantae, Streptophyta, Magnoliopsida, Dioscoreales, Dioscoreaceae. Gene Ontology annotation, molecular function: sequence-specific DNA binding; DNA-binding transcription factor activity. The transcript is spliced from 2 exons.